CCCGAAUGGCUGCUGCAGGUAGAGGAGGAAAUGCCGAGCGGGAGGGAAACGGGGAGUCCGGGGGGACAUUUUUACUGACUGCCGGGGGAGGGAGGGGGGCUCUCACUGACUGCCGGGGGCGAAUACUGUGUGUGGGAUAUAGUGUGUGUGUGUGUUACUGUGUGUGGGAUAUAGUGUGUGUGUGUUACUGUGUGUGGGAUAUAGUGUGUGUGUGUUACUGUGUGUGGGAUAUAGUGUGUGUGUGUCACUGUGUGUUACUGUGUGUGGGAUAUAGUGUGUGUGUGUCACUGUGUGUUACUGUGUGUGGGAUAUAGUGUGUGUGUGUUACUGUGUGUGGGAUAUAGUGUGUUACUGUGUGUGGGAUAUAGUGUGUUACUGUGUGUGGGAUAUAGUGUGUUACUGUGUGUGGGAUAUAGUGUGUUACUGUGUGUGGGAUAUAGUGUGUGGGAUAUAGUGUGUGUGUGUGUUACUGUGUGUGGGAUAUAGUGUGUGUGGUGGGAUAUGGUGUGUGUGUGGGAUAUGGUGUGUGUGUGGGAUGGGUGUGUGUGUGGGAUCUGGGUGUGUGUGUGGGAUAUGGUGUGUGGGAUGGUGUGUGUGUGGGAUGGUGUGUGUGUUGGUGUGUGUGUUGGGUGUGUGUGUGUGUUGGGUGUGUGUGUGUGUUGGGUGUGUGUGUGUUGGGUGUGUGUGUUGGUGUGUGUGUUGGUGUGUGUGUUGGGUGUGUGUGGGUGUGUGUGUUGGUGUGUUGGGUGUGUGUGGUGUGUGUGUGUGUUGGUGUGUGUGUGUGUUGGUGUUGGUGUGUGUGUGUGUUGGUGUGUGUGGUUACUGUGUGUGGGAUAUGGUGUGUGUGUGUUUUGUGUGUGUGGGAUAUAGUGUGUGUGUGUUACUGUGUGUGUGGGAUAUAGUGUGUGUGUGUUACUGUUUGUGGGAUAUAGUGUGUGUGUGGGAUAUAGUGUGUGUGUGGGAUAUAGUGUGUGUGUGUGGGAUAUAGUGUGUGUGUGGGAUAUAGUGUGUGUGUUAUAGUGUGUGUGUCACUGUGUGUGGGAUAUAGUGUGUGUGUGGGAUAUAGUGUGUGUGUGUGUGUGUGUUACUGUGUGUGGGAUAUAGUGUGUUACUGUGUGUGUGGGGGAAGGAGAGUGCCUGUGUUAAUGUGCAUCUGUGUUACUGUGUGUUGUAUGGGGUUGAGUGACUGUGUUGCGUAGGAAUGAGUGUCUGUUAAUGUGUGUUGUGUGGAAAUUAGUGUCUGUGUUAGUGUGUGUGUUGUGUGGGAAUGAGUGUCUGUGUUAUUUGAGGAAAAGUGUUUGUGUUGUGUGUUUGGGCAGGGAAGUGUGGGAAGGAAAGUGUGUCUGUUACUUGUGUUGUGUGGGCAAGAGAGUAUGUGUGUGUGUUGUGCUGGCAGAGUGUGCAUUUCUGGACUUGUUUAGGAGAAAUUGUGUGAGGAAAUGCUAUGUGAGAGGGAAAUGGGCUACAUUAAAGAAGUCAUUCACUGACUGCAGGGUGGUAAAGGAGAGUGUGCGUUACUGUCUUUGUUUCACAGUGUGUUACUGUAUUGUAUAGACAGGAAAUGUAUGUUACUGUGUCCGUUUGAGAGGGUGUGUGUUACUGUGUCUAUUUAGGAGAGGGUGUGUAUGUUAUCAUGUUUGUUUAGGAGUGGGUGGGUGUUACUGUGUUUGUUUAGGAGAGAAUGUGCAUUAUUGUGUGAGAAGGACAUUGUAUUACUGUGUUUGUCUGUACGUUACUGUUUGUAGAAGGGUGUGUUUACAUUACACACAGACACAAUGUAUGCUUCUGGCAUCUGAAAGCUCACCAGAUCCUACGUGUUUACUGGACACACAUACCAUUUGUGUUUACUGGACACACAUACCAUUUGUGUUUACUGGACACACAUACCAUUUGUGUUUACUGGACACACAUUCCUAUUGUGCUUUUUGGGCACACAUACUUUUUGAAGAGUGUAUGGAAACUGCUGGCCUGCAAUAUGUAGAAUUCAAAAGCAUUAGGAGAUAGUCAUUAAAAGAGCACUCCAUUGGGGGGGGGAAACUAUAUAGUAGAUAUAACCCAGACAAAAGCAUGCAUGGAUUUAUUCCCGCAUCUUUUUCAUUGGAGGUAAUCUAAAGCUAGCUUGCACAAGCUGCAGAUCUCUUCAGAUAUAUCAGAAAAAGAGGCUGGACCCGGAGCUACCUGAAGGACCAACAUUAGUGUCCAAGCUUUCAAAACUAGUUUACUUACCAUGGCCAGCACCAGGAAAUUCCUGGUACUAUAACUAUUACAGCACUUGACUGUGUGCCUGAAUCUUGAGUUUAUUGGACCUUCCUGUUAAAGUAGCUCUGUCACUUUUUGGGAGAGGAUCCUGGGCUACUGUGGGAACCUUAUACCACAGCCAUAAGGCAGCGUAAGGGGGCAAUCGACAGAACUUGGAGGUAGCUUCUGUCAAGUUUGACAACUUAGGACUUCAGUCCUUACUUUAUCUUAAGAAAUCUUUUGACCGCAUUGGAAUUUCAAUGAAAUUCUAACACAGUAUCCAUUGUAUAUUUAUCAAAUGUUCCAAAAUAUUUUGGAUGACCAGCCUACUUUAGAAGGGGGGGGGGGGGAAGUAAUCUUUUGAUGGCCUACUGGACAUGUUUGUCGAUAAGAUUUAAAUCCAACAGUAAACAGUUCAGCAGUGCCAAAUGUCUUUCAGUUCUUGAAAUCCUACAUUAGGAGGCACUUAAAUUGACGAUUGACAAAUGUAAACUUUUCUGUUUCUAACAAACAAUGUGUUUACAUUUGUCAGCGUUCACUGACAAAAAAAACACUGCAUUGAGAUGUGGUUGUGGUUCUUUGAGUGUCCUAUUGGACAUGGGAUUCACCCACUCUGUAAGAUUGUAUAGCCCGUGGAGAGGCCUAGGGGCCUGUGAUUUGGAUCCCUGUAACUAGUGCAUUGCAACAAUGCGGAUUAUUCUCUGGUACGGCAGGGGUGAUAUCAUUUAUAGUUUAUUUGCUGGUGGAUGCUAACAUUAUAUAAAAUGAUUCGGUGUUAGAACUAUUGGUUGUGUGUUUAGUUUGCUUGUGUCUACUCUUCCUUCCUUCUGUUUAGAUUUUUUUUUUAAUGGAAAUUAGUUAUUCUGAUUCGGUUGUUAUACUAAUGUUACUAUGGCAUCUAAUGUAAUUAGUACAGUACAUUAAUGUUUAUACGUCAGUUAAGGCAGGGCUCGACAAAUCCCAGGCGCCAGGUGGCAACUAAAAAUUUUGCCAGUGUGCCUGGGAUUUGUCAACUUUUUAUCUAAAUAAGCAAAUAAUGGAGCCGGCCGCCCACCCGUGGGAGCAUGGAGGCGGCCGGCUAAGAGAGCGUUGUACCCGGCCGACCUGAGCGUCAUGGAGGCGGCCUGCUAAGUGGAGCAUCCAGGCGGUCGGCUGGGGCAGCGUGCGAGGAAGCAGUGAUCUUCCAGCGGCUCCUCUCUGCUCCCUCGCGCUGUUUAAUGAUGCCAGGAGCCGGAAUAUGACAUCAUUCUGGCCCCGGCAUCACAGGGAGCAGAGAGGAGCUGCUUGGUAGAUUACUGCUCCCUCUCACACAGGAAGAGAGAGCAGCCCCACUAGACCCCAGGGAACGUCCACUCAGCUCUCCCAAAAGGUAGGGAGGAUAAAAAAAAAUUUAAAUUUGUAUUUGAAAAAGUGUAUGUCAAUGUUUGUGUGUGUGUGUAUGUCAAUGUUUGUGUGUGUGUGUAUGUCUGUCUGUGUGUGUGUGUCUGUCAGUGUGUGUGUGUGUGUGUGUGUGUGUGUGUGUGUGUGUGUGUGUGUGUGUGUGUGUGUGUCUGUCAGUGUGUGUGUGUCUGUCAGUGUGUGUGUGUGUCUGUCAGUGUGUGUGUGUGUGUCUGUCAGUGUGUGUGUGUGUCUGUCAGUGUGUGUGUGUGUGUGUCUGUCAGUGUGUGUGUGUGUGUGUCUGUCAGUGUGUGUGUGUCUGUCAGUGUGUCUGUGUGUGUGUGCGCGCCCCCGUCGGUGUGUGUGUGCGCGCCCCCGUCGGUGUGUGUGCGUGCGUGUGUCUGUUUAGGUACCUGCAAUCACAGUUGGUGUUUUUACUCACCCUUUUUUUCCCAUGAUGUGCAGGUUUUGCCGUGGCUUGUCCCGCCUCCAUUGCCGAGUUGUGUGUAUGUCUGUCAGUGUGUGUGUGUGUAUGUCUGUCAGUGUGUGUGUGUGUGUAUGUCGGUGUGUGUGUGUGCGCCUAUGUUCCUCUGUCGGUGUAUGUGCGGACCUGUGUGCCUCUGUCAGUGUGUGUGUGCGCGCCCCCCUGUCGGUGUGUGUGCGUGCGUGUGUCUGUUUAGGUACCUGCAAUCACAAUUGGUGUUUUUACUCACCCUUUUUUUUCCCAUGAUGUGCAGGUUUUGCUGUGGCUUGUCCCGCCUCCAUUGCCGAGUUCAUUAAUCUUUUUGAUCUCAGCUAAGACAAUGCUUUCCCAUAGGAAAGCAUUGGGAGGAUAAAGCGCAUGUUCUGUAUGGAUAACAUUCAGCGCGUCCAUGCAGAGCACUGACACAGGACUCUCUAAUGGCCGUCUGAGUGACAGCCACUAGAGGUCUUAGUAGGCAACAAUGUAAACACUGCCUUUUCUCUGAAAAUGCAGCGUUUACAUUGAAAAGGUUACAGGAACAGGCUUUAGGCACUAGAACCACUACAUUAAGCUGUAAUGGUUCUGGUGACUAUAGUGCCCCUUUAAAAAACAAACAAAAAAAACCUGGCUCCUAACUUUGUUAGCUGGCUCCUAGAUUCCAAACAAAUUUGUCAAGCCCUGCUAUAAUUGCUUAAAGCCUGUAGUCCCAUGCUGCUUGCCAGGCCUUAAAAGUUACUUGCCAACGCAAGCCCACAGCAUACUCACCAGGGCUAAAUUUUCACUCUCCAAUGGUUAGUGUAGAGUGAAAGCUUUGAGCCCUGUGUACCUUAAUUGCUUUUAAGGCAGGCGGCCAUUGCUGAAAGUGUAUGUCCCUGACUUUUCCUUUAGAUUUAUUUAUAUCUUUGCCCUCUCUAUUUCUAUUGCUUUUUAAGUGGCUUCCUUUAAUGGGACAUUUGAAGCAACUUAAAAAUAACGUUUAAAUACUGGCCAUUAGGAACUUUUAUUUCUUCAUUAUUUGGGCUGCAGCAGCAGAGAGAAACACAUUUUAGGGUAACACUGCUUGAAAAUGUUUGGGGGGUAAAAGUGGGGAAGCUGUACCCAAAUAAACCUUGCACCAUGGCUUUUGCAAUCAGCUGUAACAAUACAAUGAGCUGCUCUGGUUAUGGAACUUGGAGUAUGUUUUCUUAGUUGAAGUAAAUCUUUGAAACUAACAUCUUCCAUCCUUUCCAUUUGAAAGGUCUCCAUGUAGGACGAUCUGACACUCCGAUGAUGAGUAUGGGGAAAAUGCAGAUGGGAGAGAGAAUCGUGGAUCACGCCAUUGAGAUUAUUUGCCUGCUGACUGGAGAGGUGAGAGCUGUUAGGUCUCUCAGAAAGACCUCGCUCAGUGUGGAAUCUAGUCACAGUAUACAGUGGAGGGGAAGCAGGCGGAGUUGUACUUGGCAAUACAGAGUAGCCAAUGGUCUCAAGGCAGGGGCAGAGUCCGUACUUAGAGAUAGAAGGAUCAUAAGAACGAGGCUGACCGAUGUUAAGGAUGUGCUUGGAUAUGAAGAUUUGGGUGCCCAGGAAAGAGGCUGAAGACAAAGGAGAUAGUAGUAAUUCCUUGGUAUAUACAGUGGAGCUAAAGACAUGGGGUUUGCUGAAAAAUACUACUGACCCAGGGAGAAGUUUCAGAGAGAACUUAUGAUAUGGUUUUGCUCACUGAUAAACUACCAUUACCCACAUAAUCCAGAAGCCCUGAAGUUAGUCCUACAACCCUAUAUUUUGUGGAGCCCUGGAAGUUCUAGAUUAGAACAUGGGCAGGCAACCUUCGGAACUAGUCCGUCACAAAGCCCCUGCUGCAAAAGGGAGAAACAUCUGCUGGGUCAUAUUUAGGAUAUUCUGUUAUUUGUAGGAUUUGUGAAAUUCUCUUCUCCAAUAUUUUGUAUCUUUUUUUUAGGUGUCAUUAUGUCAGCAACUGGCAAAAUUAACCACUGUAAACCACGUGAACAAGGAUUGCUCCCAAAUGAACAAGAUGAUUGUGAAACACGCUCAGCAAAUCAUCAGUUUGGUAACCAGAGAGGUGAGGGAUGACUGGAGAGCAAUAAUUUUAUAUUUCAUCAAAAGUAUCAUAUUAUUUCUGAGGUUUUAUUUUUUUUCUCAGCUGAGCGAAACUCAAGAGGCAGCAAUUUCCCAGAGAACCUGCCCCGCAAAGACUUCUCAUUGAGCUACAUUGGGAAGUCUGUGAUUGGACAGACACGGAAAGUCAGAGCGGGGCUAGAAGGGGAGGGUUUGCAAAGACUGCAGAACUGUAUAUUUACAAGCUGUUUUUAGAUAUACCCCAAAUGAAAAAAAAAAGCAUUAAUAAAUGUAAGCAAGUUUCCAUCAGGGGUUUAUAUACUAAAUAAAGAUUUAAUUAUUUUAUUUGGCCAGUAAAGUGUCCCUUUUAACAUGUCCAGAUCUUGUAGUGCUAUUUGUUACAAAAAUAGAGCAUAUUUACCAGAUCAGCUGUACUUUUAUUCUUAUUUUUCUGGAAAUUUUAUGGGAGGUUUCUGGGGGGAAGAAAACAGGGAAAAAAAAUUUUGAUGGCUUCAAAAUGUCCAGGAAUUUAACAUCUCUGCUCUUAUCCCAGAAGCAUAUAUUCAUGAUGGUAUGUCCACCAUCUGAUAAAUAACUCCUGGGCGACUUUUCUUAAAUGCACUUACCCAUUUCAAGGAUCUAAUAAGUCUUUUUUUUUUUUCUUUUCAGAUACCAGUAAAAUGUGGGGAUGUUGCAGUUUAUUUCUCCAUGGAUGAAUGGGAAUAUAUACAAAGUCAUGAAGCACAAUGCAAGAAUGUUGUAGUAGAAGAAGACCAGAUCAUUAGCACUUUGACCAUUACAGAAAGUAGAAGUCCAGGUAACGACAUAGAAGAUAGUCCAAAGUGGUCUUCACUAAUAGAUCAAUUUACAAAACAUCCAGCCACAAAUUAUUUAUACGUUUCAGACUUGUAGGUCACAGCUGUUUCAUUGCAUUUCUAAAAAGUAGCAUGCAGACUCUGACUCCAUGAGACAUGGGUAAUGCUCAGUAACAAGCUACUACCCACUGAGCCAUACAUUCAAAACCAUGGCUCUCUUAAAGGAUCACUAUAGGGUCAGGAACACAAACAUGUAUUCCUGACCCUAUAGUGAAAACCCACCCUUCAGGUGGCUUUCUCCUCUGAGUUAAACCUAACAGUGCAUGGCUUAGCUCAUUGGCUGAGAAUUUUUAGCUGACGCUCUCAUGAGCAUUCACCCCUCCAUAGAGGAUGGAGAUUGCAUUAACCUCUGUGAUUAUUUUCUGAUUGCCAGAACACUGUGAUGAUAGUCUGUCACUACAAUCCGCUGGGGUCAAGGAAAGAUCUUUAGAUGAUGAUCAGCAAUUGGAAGUUGAUCCAGACAGCCCUGAAGGUAGGAGUUAUAAAAUGUUAAGGGUCUUGUUUAAUUCUCGCCUCCUGUACAAAUCCACUUGCUUUUAGCUAAAAAAUUGCAAAUAAGAAUUAUUCACUCAUUUUCUUUCAAAUUAUUUGGAAUUCUCUGAACAGGUCUCCAUUGUGUAUUAUUUUUUUUAAUUUUAUUUAGCCUUGAUCGAAUCAGUGUUUUUAGUAGAAAAAUAGUAUAUUAACUUUCUGCCCAGUAAUCCCUUUCUCUGGAGUAAAUCAGCUAGAGCAAUGAUAGCAAGGAUCCCAAACACCAGCCAAGGCUUGAAGCAGGUCCAAACGUUAUUCAGCAGCUCACAGGUUUAUAUACACAUUCCCAACAUGGGGCCAUUAAGGCACACAUUGCAAUCCCGCCUUGGUGACAGGGAUAUAAUAGAAUCGGCACCCAGGUAAUUUAAUUACCAACCAGACGCAAGCACACCUUACACUAGUUUCUCCAACAACAUGUUCCACACACAAUAUCCCCAAGUGGUGUGCAUUCCUGGAUGGCUCUGGUUUGGGGGGGCAAACUGUCCAAAUACACCUGGAUCAGGUGUGUUUAGCCCAAACAAUCCUUACACAAAUUUUUACUGGGCCUCUGCCUUUUUCCAAUCUGGAGCAGAUUUCCAGGAUGUUUGGUGUGAGGUCUCAGUCACCGACACUGGUUUCCCGUUGCCUCAGAGACCGUGACUAGACCAACCCUAGACAGCUUUCCCAGGGUCCAUGAAGCUAGCUGGACAGCAUAACUAAGUGCCGUGGAUGUCCUGGGGGUGAUGGCACAGGAGGGGAGCAUGAACACAGUGACUUUAGCUCUUUUGGAGAGUAUUUUGCCUUAAGUCCCGCGCCUGUUAACAUAUUGAUCAGUCCGUAACAAAGUUCAACUGUUUUUUUGGUCAAAUAGUUGUAAAUUAUUGUUUAGUGAAUAAUCCUGAAAUAUAGACCAGUAAGCAACAGUAAUAAACACAAUUGAAAUAUUCCUAAUGAUGCUGGAUAUUUGCAAUAAAUGCCCACCCUGCCCCAUACAAAGAUGGCAAUUUUACACCCUUCCUGAUUUGCAGCCCCCUGGAGUUUUCUCGUAGGAAGCAGGGAUUGUCUCUUCAUGAUGUCAGUGACACCCCUGUACUCCCUGGGGAACCCUGCAAGAAGCUGCCAGUAUGUAUGGAUAAGGGGCUAUUUAAAAAACAUCGCUCUGGAAGAGCAUGCAUCGAGGUUUAAUCCGUUCUGAUUGAGUGCCAGCGGGCUUUAACAAGUCCGUGUCAGUGAAUAGUAAUUCGCAAUAUGCUCCGUGAGUUACUUUUCUGGAUCAGUUUAGUCAGAACACAGUACAGUGUACCUUGAACAUUUGUUGCUGUUUUAUCUUCUCUGUAGACUUUAUUUUAUUCUCGUACCUCAAUAAUUAUAGCUAUUAUGUAUGAUUUGUUAUCAAGUAGUAUUUUAAAUUAGGUUUAUUUGUUAUAAGUAUUUAAUUAGAUCAUAAUAUGAGAAUUCACUUUAUUUUCUAUUAAUGAUACAAAUGACUGUGGGUCAGUAUUUAUUGAUUUUAUUUUCAUAUUUUUCUCACAGUUGAAAUGGAUACUGAAAGUGUGCCGGGUGGUAAACCAACAGAGGAUCAAUAUGUGCAGUGUCUAGUAGAAGAUCUCAAGCAGGAAAUUUGUAUAAUCGAUGACCCCGGUAAGCAAAAAAAAACUGAUUAGUAACAGAUUAUAAUAUUGAAUGAUGCAUUAUUACGAUUUGUGGGUAUUUUUUGGAAUUCAAAGUUUAUUCGUUCAAAAGGUACAUACAGUAGUAUAAAGCAAUGGUUCGAAAAGGUAUUGCAUCAUUUUAUAUAAGAAAAGCAUAUGCACUGAGGAUAUCACACAGUGGCAUUGUUUUGCACAAUAAAGCAGAUCCUGCUAUUACAUAAGAAAAAGAGGUGAAAUAUCAAACGUUACGUGUAAAGAAAGCCUAGAUACACCAGGGUAAUACAACGUUAGUAUGGUAUUGCAUGGGUGUAGGCAGACCUACAUGCCAGUAAAGCACUGUAUAGGUGAGUAUUACUGCACAGUAAGUCGUAGCUUUUUGAAGCGUUACUUGGCCUGAAUAUGACAAUUUGUGUGUUUAGGAACAUAACUUCAAGGGUUAGUGCAAACAUCAUGAUCACCUCGGUGGUAUCUGGCGUGUGUGCAUGCAGCGUUUCGCUAUGAAACGCUUUUUUUUUUUGUGUUUGUGUUUAAAAUGUUUGUGACAAUACGAGUAUAGUAAGUUUUAAAACUAAGCUUUGCUGUUGAGGGAGCAGAAGCAAAGCUUGCAGGCUUCCUACGUCCUUCUUUUUACAUCAGAAUAUCUGCAUGAUGCUAGCCAGUUAGCACUAUUCUGGUCAGCUGUUGUUAAGAGUCUCGGUCAUGCCAUUAACCUUUGUAGCAUUGUGUAUGGCUUUGUCAACAGCGGGUUUGAUUUCUUGUUGCAGAUUUGUACUAGGGGUUGCAUUGAUAUGGGCCUCCUAUCAGAUGACUUGUUCGUUUAUACAUUCGUUUUUUUUCUUGCUAUCCACAGCUCAUUUUUCUACAGAAGAUAGUUCCAUGAGCAGGACUAUGUGUGAAGAAUCCCAAACAACAUCAUAUACUGUAGAUACAGUAGCUGAACAAGAUACCAAUGGAUCUCAAAUGUCUCAAGAAGACGCCUCUGAAGUAUUUUCACCUAGUGGUUCGGGAGCCUUUGGUAAUAGCAGUCUCACCUACCCAGAAGCGUCUAACCAUUGUGAACAAAAUAUUUUUACUCUCGCUGAGAAUUAUUUUAGCAGCAACAGUACAGGAGCAUUGGAUUUAUCUGUUCAGGAGAAAAUGGGCCGAAAGACCAGUUUUAAAAGGGAAUCUGCUCUGACUGCUCAACAGUCCCCAAGUAAAGUAGCCAAACCUUUUAGGUGUGAUGAAUGCGGGAAAGAAUUUGAGUACAAUUGCCGUCUGGUUGUACAUAAAAACACACACACCGGCCAUAAACCCUACAUGUGCUACGAAUGUGGAGACGUCUUCUUCUCGAAAGCAAAGCUUGUUGUGCAUCAGAGAUCUCACACCGGUGAAAAGCCCUUUGUCUGUAAUGAAUGUGGCAAACAGUUUGAAUAUAAAUGCCGUCUUAUCGUACACCAGAGCUCACACACUGGCGCCAAACCAUACAAUUGCGAGCAAUGCGGAAAGCAGUUUGCAUCUAGACCCAAUCUUAUUGUCCAUCGAAGAUCACACACUGGAGAGAAACCUUUUAAUUGCAACCAGUGCGACAAAACGUUUGCAUACCAGUGUCGCCUUCUCGUCCACCAGAGGACACACACAGGGGAGAAACCGCACAUCUGCAUUCAGUGUGGGAAGCAAUUUGCCUCUAGGGCUAGUCUUAUAAUUCAUCACAGAACGCAUACUGGUGAAAAACCAUAUAAAUGUAAAGAGUGCGGCAAACAAUUUAUAUCGAAUGCUUAUCUAUCUGAUCAUAUGAGAAUACACACUGGAGAGAAACCAUACGAGUGCAAAGAUUGUGGAAAACAUUUUCGCUCAGAGCCCAACCUUGUUAUGCACAUGCGUAAGCACUCAGCGGAAAAACCGUUUAUUUGCAAUGAUUGCGGAAAGAUUUUCAACUUCAAAUGUCGCCUUCUUGUGCAUAUCCGAUCACAUACGGGGGAAAAAAACCACCGUUGCAAUGAAUGUGGGAAACUGCUGGCUUCGAGAUCAACACUCCUUUCACAUCUCAAAACUCAUUCUGACGGAAAACUGCACAAGUGCGAAGCCUGUGGGAAACGCUUUUUUUCAGAAGCUCAACUUGAAGAACAUUCCAGAACGCACACGGAGGACAGGUAUCACAAGUGUAAAGAAUGCGGUGAGCGCUUUAUUUCCAAAGCUAGACUUAUCAGACAUCGGAAGGUACAUUCUACAAGUGCUAUAAAAGCGAAUAACUCUAAAGUCGUUUCUCUUAGAGAAAAAAGGAAAAAAUACACUUAAUUUUAGGUAAAAGUUAAUAUUUUAAAAAUGUUUUCCUCAUUUAGGUUUACCUUGUCUUCCCAAGGUGUUACAUGCUCUGUUUGCAUAUUUGUUAUUUUUUUCCUUAUAAUUUCCCAUUUAUGUUUAACAUUAAAUGGACCCUAUCGCCUACAGAGCAGAAAUGUGGAGGAUGACAUAUUGUCUAUAAGCAGUGUUGGCAGAAGGCGUGCAAGUGUAUAGUGUGAGAGAAAAGGGGGGUGUCUUUCAUGUUUUUUCCUGCGUCCUGGGCAUAGUUAGCACAUGGAAUUUAAAGCGGAUCUGUCACUUCAUGCAAGUCACAAAUGCUAUAUCAGCACAUGUAUUGCAUGCUCCAGUAUUCCUUCCAUAGUGCAGUAUGCGAGCAUGGUUCUGAAGGUUAAGGUAUUGGACAUGGUGUGCCAUGGGUUUACUGAGACAGCAAAGCACAUAAUGCAAAUUUAAUAUAUAAAAACUGCUUGGAUUUAAAAACAAAAAAAAAGCAUGACCCAUAUUUUCUUGAGCAGAUCAUUGUGACCGUUCCGCUUUAAAAGAAAGAGAGAAAAAAUUCUUUCUGAGAUAUGACUGCUAAAUCCUCAUCCACCAAGCUUUAAAUGUCUCCUGUAACAAUCCUUCUGUAAAGCGUAUGGGAUAUGCUAGAAUUCUAGCCAUAACUGACAGCACGGGGCCUUUCUAAGAGCUCUUUCUGUAAGCUGUUGCACUUCUCGCUCAGAGGAUUGCUCUCCUAUAUUACUGGUGCUCAAUGAUAGGAAAAAUGAUUUAACACCUUAAAAAUUGAUAAGAUAAGAAAUCACUGAUGUGGUUUAUUCAAGGGUCACAUUCUGUGUGAUAACCAAUAGAUUAUUUAUCAUUGUCGUAACUGUUUACAGUCUGCUCCAGUUCUCUGUAGUCACUUGCAGCUUGUUCUAUGUAAUCCAAAGACCCAAGUGUGGCUACAGGUUCUGGGGACAACAUACAAAAGUGUAUUAACAAAAAAUAAACUGUAUUAAACAAAAAGUAAAACUAAAGCAAAUACAAAGAAUAAUUGGAUGUAACCACUAUAAACCCCAAACUUGCAGAUUACAUACGUAGCAUAGUGAACCCCAAUGUAAUAUCCUGCAUCUCCAACAGAAUUCACAGGUCUUCAGAAAGGUAAAUACAAGCAUCUUCAUUUUAGUCCCUUAGGCUAAUGUUUUCAAGAUGAGAUGCCAUACAUGUUCAACAAAUGUGUAUUUACAUUUCUGGACAGUCUGUAUUAAAGCUUCGAUAACAAAAAAGGAAAUCCCUAGAUGGAAGACUGGCAAAUUUCAGCCUCCUGGUGAUUACUAUAAUGCUAUGUUGGAGUUUCCUUUACAAACACCCAUGAGUGCGUAUGUAAUUAUUAGACAAUACUUAAUCUGAGUUUCAGUAUAUUACAUUUGGAUAUGUUGUGCUCUGUCAUCUGGAAAUGUCAUGUUAAUACAUUACUAAAAAUUGCCUUUAAUCUUUUACAUAUUUUUACUUUCUGUUUAACAGACUAUUUUAAUUUUUUUUAAAGUUUAAUUUUGUAGUUGCUGGUUUGGUGCCCUCGGUAUUGUAAUUUAGGCUUUUUUUUUUUUCUGCUUUGGGAACAUGGUCCCCUGGGCUUGAGCGGUGUAUCUUUGUUUACGUAUAUUGUUCUUUCCUCAAGAGUGCCCCUCUGUACUUACUAAUAUGGUUUCCCAUGGACUGGGUCACACAGACAGUGAGGAUCUUUUGCUGCAGGAGCAACUGGAGCUUGCCGAUGGUUGCUGGUGAUUGGAUACGUGUGCGUUUCUUCUUCACCGUUACCCACCAAAAAGGCUUAUGGUGAUUCAGCACCCCACUUACAAAAACAAAACAUUUGGAUGGCUAAUGAAGAUGAGACAGCAGGCAGAAGGACAAGAUUUUUGCCAGAAUCUAUUUUUAAUUUAAUUUUUUAAAUAAACACAAAAUGUAUUGACUGGACCGUUAGCCUCCUUUUAGAGCUGUAGUGGUUAUGAUGCUUAUAAGUGUCCUAAGUAUCACUUUAAAAUGUCUGAAAAUCUUACGUUAAGAGAAUUUAAAAAAACAAACUGAAUUUUUUUUUUCUGUUUUUGGGGCCAGAUACACCUUAACACACCUUAACCUCAUUAAUACCGAUUGAUAGCUAGCUCCCUUGUUUAAUAGUUAAUAUGUAUAUAUAUUUUUUUUUUCUUCUUGAGUUUUCAACUUCUGAAAGUUCGUUAUUCCAUAUAAGCACAUAAGUGAUGAGUGCGAGUGUCCCGUCAUCCAAGGGGGAGUUUUCAUUUCAUAAUGUGCCUUCUACAUGACUGUCUCUGUACAAACCUUGACUUUUGUGUUUCCUUAUUAGAUUUUCGUUUUGUUAAUUUUAGGCUAUAACUUAUAUUUGUUAAAUUUCUUUUUGUAUAUUCUUUUUGUAUACAACCAUGUUAAUGUUUCAUAUUGAAAGGCCUUACUCUGGAAAUAAAUACUAUGUAAACAGUAA
This is a messenger RNA of Pelobates cultripes (western spadefoot toad), 13926 nucleotides long. The record is from the annotation of a GenBank genome assembly. Lineage: Eukaryota; Metazoa; Chordata; Amphibia; Anura; Pelobatidae.